Molecule: messenger RNA, 1058 nt
Organism: Vitrella brassicaformis
Lineage: Eukaryota; Vitrellaceae
Source: the annotation of a GenBank genome assembly
CCUGAUCGCCCAAUACGUAAAGUACACCCAAACGUUUGCGACCCACAGACACAGACACAGUACAUCAUCACCCGCACUCUCACUCUCACACGAAUACAUGGACACGUUCGAAUUCAUUCAUAUGUCCAAAAGUCACUUCAAACACACCUACAAAAACCUGACGCAAACGACGAAUCCCUACAUGUAAUGAAUGUACCCAACAGCAGGCGGCAGCAGGCAGGCAGGCAGGCAGGCAGGGAGAUAUAUAUGCCGCCAGCUAUUCAUUUUUUGUGAAUGAACACCAUCACGACCCGCACGAUGAUGCCCACCAUCAUGGCAAUGAGCACGGAGUAGGCAGGAAUGGUCAGGCGCAGAAGCACGCUCACCUUGGCUGACUUGCGAUACGUCGCUGCAUACCUGCCACAUCAAUUAACACAUUGACCCAUUCCUUUCAUGGUGUGUCCGGUGCGCAUGUGGCCGGCUUACGCGUGUCUGAGUAUCACCCAGGCGGAGCCCAGAAGCGCACCCCAUAGAGGGGAGACCAUGAUGGAAAACAUCCACAUCAGUGCUGCGUGUACACAUACACAUGCAGCGGCAAAGAUGGCCUGGAAGGGCCUCCCGUGUGUGUCUGUGUGUGUGGGCCGCGGCACUUACUGAGGAAGAUGGGCAUCUGCUCCACCUGGUUCAUCUGGGCCCUCACGGCCCUCUCAAACUCAUCGUUGCCAGUCAUGAUCGGGAACCUGAUCUGGUGCUUUCGCCUCAGGAAGCCCACACCUACACAAUCAAAUCAAAUCAACGCAAUGCAACCAAACAGACAGACAGACAGUGACACACGCUCACCGAGCACAUCGAUGAGUUGAUAUCGGACGAUCCAUAUAAUCGUCACUGCAGUGGGCGCCGCAUACGCCUUGAUCAGCUCCUCGCCCAGAACCACCUCAGCCAUCGGUGUCACAACCACAGUGACUGCUGCUGCUGCUGCUGAACACCUAGAGAGCCUCGAGAGCAGUUGUGCACUUGCAAACGUCUUGCGCGUGCCUUGUUCGUCACACUUCCUUGCAGGAUCUGGCCAAACACCUCCC